AUGCUAGACCAAAAUGCCAUUCUAAGCGCGUUUAAUCGCACGAUGGCGUCCGAUGCCGUGGCCAUUAAGCAAGCAGAACAGGAGUUGUUUCAAAUGCAGAAGGAGCCGGGAUUUACCGCGUUUCUUCUCAAUGCUGCUACCGAUGAGUCAAUUCCCUUGAACGUGCGCAUUUCGUGUGCGAUUUACAUGAAAAAUAAGAUACAAAGGUGCUGGAGCUCUAAGAGAGACGAUGCUAUCUUGCCCCAAGAGCAAAGCGUAUUAAAAGACACUUUAAUUCAAAGUCUCAUCAGAAAUUCUGAGAACUCACACAUAAAACCAUACUUAACGGAAUCAGUUCGCGGAAUUUUAGAGAAUAACGAGAAAUGGGAUUUGAUCCUUCCUAUCAACGAGCUCCUUUCCAGCAAUGAUCCCAAGUUUGUGUACCCGGGUCUGCUUUUACUAUUCGAGGUAUGUAUCCAUCACAGGUGGGAAAUGCCUGACAACAGGGGGUAUAUUGAUGAAGUGAUUAUGAGGGUUUUCCCAGUAGUAGAGAGAAUUGCCUCGCAACUAAUUCAGGAGAAUGACUACAGAUCUAAUGAGCUUUUGUAUUUGAUCCUGAAAUCCUUCAAGUACGCUUGUCUGAACAACUUUCCACGCUAUUUCACAAACACCGAAAAACUGCAAUCGUGGAUUCGGCUUCACUUGUUCUUAUGUUCCAAACCCUUACCUCAAGAAGUGUUGAAUUUGGAGCCUGCCGACAGAUCUCUUGAUAAGAGAGUAAAAUGCAACAAGUGGGCCUUCGGAAACCUCUCAAGAUUUCUCAUGAAGUACAGCAGAACGACAAAGACAGUUACUAAAGAAUUUGUGGGUUACAUUUUCGAUCAAAUCGUCCCCACAAUCCUUGGCGAGUACUUCAAAACGAUCGAAUCGUGGGGUAGUGGCUCCUUGUGGUUAAGCGACGCUUCGCUCUACUACAUGAUCGAGUUUCUGGAAAAGUGUAUGACCACUGAUUCUUUGUGGUCACUGAUACAACCACAUCUGGAAUCAAUCAUUACUUAUGUCAUCUUCCCCUGUCUGUCAGCCGAUGAGGAAAGUGUGACGUUGUUUGAGGAUGACCCCGAAGAAUAUACAAGGCGUUACUUCGACGUUAACAAGGAGGGGACUACCGCAGAUGUUGCAUCGACUGACUUUAUUUUUGUCAUAGGACAUAAGCGUUUUGAGGAAGUCAGCAAGAUUCUGCCACUUAUAAACAGUGUUUUCAAUGAAUUUGCCGAAAAGAAAGAUUUGCCUAGCGCUUACCGCGAAGAAGGUGCUCUGAGACUUUUGAGCUCGCUUUGUGGCUUUUUGGCCGAAAACGACUCUCCAGUGAAGAAUGAGCUUGAAGGUAUCUUUGAACACUACGUGCUGCCACUACUCACACAGCAAAAAUACCCGUUUCUGAUAGCGAGGGCUUUGGAAACUAUUGCGAUUCACCAGCAAGCGUUCAUAGACAUGAACGUGUUAUCAAAGAUCUACGAGGCAGUGUAUGUCAAUUUCAUGAACUCAGAAUACUUGCCUAUUCAAGUGGAAGCUUCUGAUGCUUUGAAGACUUUAGUUGUUUCUAAUCCAAGCAUCCAUCCACACAUCUCAUCCCAGGUGCCUGGCAUCAUGGAGAAGCUGCUGAAACUCUCAAAAGAGUUUGAAAUAGACAUUUUAUCGGAAGUUAUGGAAUCUUUCGUUGAGCGGUUUGCAGACGAGCUAACUCCAUUUGCGCAAGACCUAGCGGCUAACCUCGCCGAGCAAUUUGUUAUGCUGGGGCAGUCAAUCGUGGAGAGUUCUAGCGGAAACUACUCCACUGCAGACCAAGAUCAAGAGAUUCAGGCCAGCGCGUUGCUUCAAACCAUGACUACCAUGGUUAUGUCGAUGAACAAAGUGUCUCUGGUUGACAAAUUCAUGCCCGUAGUGAAAUUCAUCCUGGUUCACGCGCAAAUCACAUUUUUGAGCGAGGCCGUCGACCUGAUGGAUUCCUUGGCGCUCUCUUCCAAGGCGAUGUUCAACAAAUUCACUCCUGAAAUCUGGGAGAUGCUGCACGACGUUCUGGACUCUUGCCAGACUUACGCGUUGGAGUACUUCGAGAGCUUCCAAGUGUUUUUCGAGACAGUUGUAACCUACGGUUUCCCAACCGACAACACCUACGCGCCCGCUUUCUUGGAAGUUCUUUCGCACGCCAUGGGCAGCGAAGUCGACUUCGACGUGGAAAGCGCGUUCGACAUCCUGCUUUUCUACGUUUUGGCUAUGAAAGAGAACCCUCUGUUCGAAAAAGCGCUAACAGUCGCAGGUAAUGAGGACACAGAGCUGGAACUGGACGACGCGCUCAUUGUCAAGUUAUUUUUGGCAGGCCUUUUCACAACGCCGCUGGAGACUCUACAGAUUUGCGAGCAACAGGGCGUCACUUUAGAUCUACUGCAGAAGUGGUUCUCCUGCAAUUUCAGCAGCGUCUUCACAAUCAAGCUGCAGCUAGUGGCUAUAAUCUCGGUUCUAGGGCUUCCUGAACUACCAAGCUGCGUGAGCGGCUUCAUCCCACAGCUCUCCGACAAGCUCGUGAGCCUGACUGCGUCUCUCCCAGAUGCUAUCAGGAAGAGAGACGCGGUGUCUAAGGGGGAACUGGGUGGAAGCUCCUUCGACGGCGAAGACGGGACCGACUUUUUCGAGGAGCUUGAGGACGACUUCAAGGAGUCGUGCCUGGACGACAUCAGCUGUUUCCAACAGGUGCACGUCCUCUUCUCGCAGCUGCAGUCUGGCAACCCCGGACUAUACCAGCAGAUCACGGGGUCGUUGUCGGACGACAAACUAGACACCCUUAAGACCAUUCUAGAGUUUGUAGCACAUAACUGA
Molecule: messenger RNA, 2853 nt
Organism: Lachancea thermotolerans CBS 6340
Lineage: Eukaryota; Fungi; Ascomycota; Saccharomycetes; Saccharomycetales; Saccharomycetaceae
Gene: SXM1
Product: Sxm1p
Exons: 1
Coding region: 1-2853 (950 amino acids)
Biological process (GO): protein import into nucleus
Cellular component (GO): cytosol; nuclear envelope
Molecular function (GO): small GTPase binding
Source: RefSeq, a predicted model, not a curated record